This is a messenger RNA of Haliaeetus leucocephalus (bald eagle), 714 nucleotides long. Its product is annotated as forkhead box protein B2-like. The coding region runs from base 1 to 714 and encodes 237 amino acids. Lineage: Eukaryota; Metazoa; Chordata; Aves; Accipitriformes; Accipitridae. Gene Ontology annotation, biological process: regulation of transcription by RNA polymerase II; cell differentiation; anatomical structure morphogenesis. The record is from RefSeq and is a predicted model, not a curated record. The transcript is spliced from 2 exons. Gene Ontology annotation, molecular function: DNA-binding transcription factor activity, RNA polymerase II-specific; RNA polymerase II cis-regulatory region sequence-specific DNA binding.
AUGGCCAUCCAGCACUCGGCCGAGAAGAUGCUGCCCCUGAGCGACAUCUACAAGUUCAUCAUGGAGCGGUUCCCCUACUACCGGGAGCACACGCAGCGCUGGCAGAACUCCCUCCGUCACAACCUCUCCUUCAACGACUGCUUCAUCAAGAUCCCCCGCCGCCCCGACCAGCCGGGCAAGGGCAGCUUCUGGGCGCUGCACCCGGACUGCGGGGACAUGUUUGAAAACGGCAGCUUCCUCCGCCGCCGCAAGCGCUUCAAGCCCUCGGGCUUCAAGCACCCCUUCGCCAUCGAGAACAUCAUCGGCAGAGAUUACAAGGGCGUGCUGCAGGCCGGCGGGCUGCCGCUGGCCUCGGUGAUGCACCACCUGGGCUACCCGGUGCCCAGCCAGCUCAGCAGCGUGGUGAGCUCCAUGUGGCCGCACGUGGGGGUGAUGGACUCCGUGGCCGGCGUGCCCGUGUCCCCCGACUACGGACCCUUUGGGGUGCCCGUGAAGGCGCUCUGCCACCCGCCGGCACAGACCAUGCCCGCCGUCCCGGUGCCCAUCAAGCCGGCGCCGGCGAUGCCCGCCGCCCCGGCCAUCCCCGCUCUGACGGUCGCCGCCUCGCAGAUCUGCCCCGCCGCUGCCCCGGCCGCUGCUUCGCUGCUGGAACAGACCGCGAGCAACACCCCCGAGGGCAAGGGCCCCCUCCACUCCGUCCUGGUGCACUCCUAA